Messenger RNA from Saccharomyces eubayanus, 687 nucleotides. RefSeq names its product Vps60p (gene VPS60). Gene Ontology annotation, biological process: vesicle budding from membrane; late endosome to vacuole transport via multivesicular body sorting pathway. Gene Ontology annotation, cellular component: multivesicular body. Bases 1 to 687 code for a protein of 228 amino acids. NCBI's taxonomy places the organism in Eukaryota, Fungi, Ascomycota, Saccharomycetes, Saccharomycetales, Saccharomycetaceae. The transcript has a single exon. The record is from RefSeq and is a predicted model, not a curated record.
AUGAACAGAAUAUUCGGAUACGGGAACAAAAAGAGCCAUGACCAGCUCUUGCAAGAGUCCAACCAAUCCAUGAAUCAGGCUCAGCAAUCGUUAUCGAACAGGAUAUCUCAGUUAGAUACUCAAAUUGCCCAGCUGAACUUCCAACUACAAAAUAUCCAGAAAAAUCUACAGAGAUCAAAUAACAAGCAACCUUCGUUGCGGAAACAGGCUCUGAAGAUCCUGAACAAACGUAAACAGUUGGAAAAUAUGAAAGAUUCACUGGAUUCGCAAUCUUGGUCCAUGACGCAGGCCCAGAUGACCAAUGAUAACUUGCAAAACACCAUGAUCACGAUAAACGCUCUCAAGCAAACCAACAACGCCAUGAAGGCUCAAUACGGCAAGAUAGACAUAGACAAGUUACAAGACAUGCAAGAUGAAAUGCUGGACCUAAUAGAACAAGGCGAUGAACUGCAAGAAGUCCUGGCAAUGAACAACAACGGCGAGCUCGAUGACAUCAGCGAUGCAGAACUGGAUGCAGAGCUGGAUGCUCUGGCUCAAGAAGACUUCACUUUGCAAACCACCGAAAGUUCAUUGGGUAAUGAUAUGCCUAACUACUUGCUAGGCGCUAACGCACCACCAAAUUUCAUUGAUGAAGAGCCAAACAUGGAUGCUGAAAAUAAAGAUAAAGCUUUAGAAAGCGCCCAGUAA